CAUGGGGAGACCAGCAGGUAGAUGAGGUCCUGCGCUCUAAGUCAGGGACAAGAAACUUCCAUGAAUGGUUGCAGAGGUCUCACUUUUACCACAUGAUAUGCCCCACGCACUAACCAACUCCACUUCAAAACUCUUCAUGACUUUCCUCCUAACCCCCUCCUUUUUUUUCGCCUCCCACCUUCCUCCACAGAAUGUGUGCGCCGCUGAACGCGGCCCCAAUAAUCAUAGGCGGGCCCCUAUGGGAGAGCCUUUGCCAGUAUGUAUGAUAAAAAUUAGCUUAGCUACUAGAUAGGCGAGUCCGCUUCGCCCGUCGUAUAUUCCGCUCCGGGAUCUUUGUGGGCACGUGACCAACGCACGUGCCACUUUUCCGACGUAAAAUAGCAACUACUACUACUACUACUACAUAUCG
Aspergillus glaucus CBS 516.65 is the source of this 409-nucleotide messenger RNA. RefSeq lists its product as uncharacterized. Bases 65 to 292 code for a protein of 75 amino acids. The transcript has a single exon. The record is from RefSeq and is a predicted model, not a curated record. NCBI's taxonomy places the organism in Eukaryota, Fungi, Ascomycota, Eurotiomycetes, Eurotiales, Aspergillaceae.